This is a messenger RNA of Cyphellophora europaea CBS 101466, 1446 nucleotides long. RefSeq lists its product as uncharacterized. The coding region runs from base 1 to 1446 and encodes 481 amino acids. NCBI's taxonomy places the organism in Eukaryota, Fungi, Ascomycota, Eurotiomycetes, Chaetothyriales, Cyphellophoraceae. The transcript has a single exon. The record is from RefSeq and is a predicted model, not a curated record.
AUGUCCGUCGCCUCUCAUCGGUCGCAUCUAGUCAGACAUCGAGAAGUCCGGCGACUGAUCGCCCGAGCUAAGCGCGAAGGUCGCUCUUUCGAGGACCUUUUCUUCGAGAUGUUUCCUGACGAUGCCUCCUCCGCUUCAGACACGGACGACUGCCGACCGUUGGAUGGUAUCUCGAUACAGUCCUCCUUUCAUGACGAACCGACCACCGAGACAGCCCCAGUUGUGGGGCCUCCACUUCUGACAACCACUCAACAGAGCGAACGUCUUGCGGCCAUAUCAUCCCUCGCGGCUUCGUCCCGCUCCCGACGUGCCGCUCCCAACCCCGAUGUAGCUUCGGACAUAUCGUCAAGCGGCCUCGAAGAAGACACAGCCUAUGUUGGCGAUCUGGAAGCCCAAGCCGAACGUUGCUACAGUCGACAUUUGAUGCUUGAGGUUCUGGACAUUUGGAGAGAAGAGACACAUAAAUCACGACAGCAUGGAGGGCUAGCAGACCUACGUUACGAUGAGAAGAUUGCAAGAAAAUGCCUGGAAACCAUGAAGCAUGAGUUUCACCAGACCGAAGACCUCGAACGACGGCGUAGGUUGAAGAUGUUUCUGGCUUGGAAACGACGCAAGCUGGCAAUAUGGGCGAUACAUGGCUGGAUCAUCAGACAUCGUGAGAAUGUGGUGAGGAAACGUUCAGAGGAUGGUCAAGAUAUUCAGGUAGCCACUGUGACUCUCGCUAAGUGGCAAGCCAAGGCUUUGAGUUUGCGGCAGAAGAAAGCCGAGUUCAGACAAUUCUUCUACGCAAGCAAAUUCGGCCGGCGGUGGAUCGAAAUCGUCUACGAGCGGCGCAUAACUCGAGCGAUGGCGAUCUUGGAGCAGAGUUACCACACUUACCGACGUGAGAAGGAUGCAAAGCUAUUGCGAGCUUUUGUAUCUGGUUGGCGUGGUAAGGCAGCAAGCUCAGCUGCCAUGGAAGUCACCGCUCAACAACAACUACAGCAACAACAAGUCAAGCGAAGCAACAAUCUUGCUCAUGGCGCAUUGACGGCCAUGUAUAUGGCGACUGCAGAAGCUGUGAGCAUGGAAGCUACCGCCGAUGAAACCCACCGAACAUCAGCAAGGCUCCGAGUGCUUUCUGUGGAUGGUCAAUGGCGUUCAAAGACACGCAUCAUUCUCGAGAAGGAAGAGCUUGCGGAUGAAUUUCGGUCCAUCAGAGAUCAAUCAAAAGCACAACGUGGCUUUCGUAAGAUGCGAAAUGCUGCUGGAUGGGGCAAGCAGAUGGAUGAUGAAGCUGAUGCCUACCGUGCUAGGACAACGAAUGAUGUCGCAAGGCAGAAACUGCGACAGUGGAGGGCAGUUGCGGCUACCAAGCGCGGCGAGGUCAUUGUGAAUGAACCCCCGGCAACACCGGCAGCAAGAAUGUCGGCUUUACGACAGUACCAGCAAAACCAGCAGCGAUAA